This is a messenger RNA of Nanorana parkeri, 1320 nucleotides long. RefSeq names its product transmembrane gamma-carboxyglutamic acid protein 1-like. The coding region runs from base 191 to 868 and encodes 225 amino acids. Gene Ontology annotation, cellular component: extracellular region. The record is from RefSeq and is a predicted model, not a curated record. The transcript is spliced from 5 exons. Gene Ontology annotation, molecular function: calcium ion binding. NCBI's taxonomy places the organism in Eukaryota, Metazoa, Chordata, Amphibia, Anura, Dicroglossidae.
GUAGUGUUAACGUUCUCUCCUCCCAGCAUCAGUUUGUGCUUGGCUGGGAUUCGGCUCAUGGACGGAGUAGCGGCAGAGAGACGAGACAAGAUCCCGAGCUGAACUCUGUGUGAUCGCCGGGGCUCCGAUCAGGGUAUGAAUACUCCCUCAUACAGGCUCUUGAUUCUACAGUUGCUGAAUUAGCAAAGCUAUGGAUAGUGUUUUUCUAUCUGAACAAAGAGCCAAUUCUAUUCUAAAGCGCUUCCCUAGAGCUAAUGGGUUCCUCGAAGAGAUCAAGCAAGGCAACAUUGAGCGUGAGUGCAGAGAAGAAUUGUGCAGCUAUGAAGAGGCGAGGGAAGCCUUUGAGAAUGACGAGAAGACUAAAGAGUUUUGGAAAGAGUACACCAGAGGACAUGGGGAUUCGAGUACUGACAGCAACUGGUAUCCAUUUUACCUGGCCUUCCCUUUAAUCACGGUCUUCUUUGUUGUUGCUCUGGUUCUCCUGCUAUUGUGGAAGUGUGUAUUCAGAAACAAAGCAUGUCGGAGAGCUGCAUAUGCCACCAGAGGUGCAAGAGAAAAUACAUCUGAGACUGGAGAUAACGAAGGAGUUUCAGGUCGUAGUCAGCAGCACUCUAAUGUCUUGUGUACUAUGGAGGAGGCUGGAAACCCCAGUGGAUUUGAAUAUGAUGUGCGCUCAGAUACGUUGUCAACUGGAUUUUCUUCAAACUGCGACCUGCCACCUUCCUAUGAGGAAGCCACUGGAACAAGGGGGGUGAGAGUAAGCGAGCCACAGCAAAGUCCCAAUGAGCCACCACCACAAUAUGAAGAAAUUGCUACUUGUGCCUCUGUAAUCACAAUACCUCAAGAGGGGACAAACAGUGUUAAGUAGCAUAGAAACAUAUUUUCAAUUUUUUUUUUUUAAUUUUUAUUACAAAUGAAGACUUUUUCUGUACAAUAGCAUUUGGCUCUGGACUGAUUUUGACAUUUGAAACAUUUUUUUUUUAAGAGUAUAGGUAUACAAGGUCUAUAUCCCCUGUAAGAACUGCUCAGAUGAAGGGUGAAUAUUGCUUUUAGAUAAAUACAAUGCACUGUACUGUUAUUACACUAAAAUGACAAAAUGCUGCAUAUUUUAUUUAAACCAGUACUUAUUUUUUUUGGUCUUACUGCAAUAAUUUUGCCUGUGGGGGUUAUACUGAUAUUACAAUACAAUCAUUAUUAACCUAACUACAUUUUUAAUGGGUUUAAAUAAAAUGGCUUAUUUUCAUGUGUGCCUAUUUUUCCUAAUUGCUGUAUUUUUUUGAAAGUGGCAUACAGUAUACAAUUUUGACCUCAAAAAUGUUU